This is a messenger RNA of Nerophis ophidion (straightnose pipefish), 1415 nucleotides long. RefSeq names its product mitochondrial ribosomal protein S23 (gene mrps23). Bases 119 to 997 code for a protein of 292 amino acids. Gene Ontology annotation, molecular function: structural constituent of ribosome. NCBI's taxonomy places the organism in Eukaryota, Metazoa, Chordata, Actinopteri, Syngnathiformes, Syngnathidae. The record is from RefSeq and is a predicted model, not a curated record. Gene Ontology annotation, biological process: translation. The transcript has 5 exons. Gene Ontology annotation, cellular component: ribosome; mitochondrion.
UCAUGACCCCGGAAGUAAAUGGGGGGAAGGUUUUGAAGGGAGAUUGAGAAGCAAUUUGGUGUGACAACGGCGUGGAAGAAAGGUCACGUGACUCAGCGGCCGGCUCGGGAGUCUAAUAAUGGCCGGCAGCAGGCUGGAGAGAGUCGGCACCGUCUUUUCACGGGUUCGAGAUCUGAUGCGGUCUGGAGUGAUAAAGCCAGCAGAUAAACCCAUCUGGUAUGAUGUGUACAAAGCUUUUCCACCAAAACGGGAACCACUCUAUGUGAAGCCCUCAAGAAGAUACUGGAACAAGAAACCAGACCCCGUGCCUGAAAUUUUCUACGCAGAAGAUGAAGUUAGAGCGAAGUUCUAUGAGCGGUACGGCAUGGGUUCUCAGCCCUUCAACCUUUUCAAAUCCAACUUCCUGUCUACCAGUCAGAGGUUUAUCUACAAGUAUGAAGAGUUAAAGAGCCAAUUCGACAUGGACAAGUCUCUUCUCUUUGAGCGGACUGGGAAGGCUUUACUGGCAGAAGGCAUCAUACUGAGGAGAAGAAGCACUGAGACCUCCAAACAUUCAGAGACUACGCACACGCACAGGGAUCCAGUGUUGGGGCUCAAGCUGGCUUACUUGUUGGCCGAGCAGAGUGGAAGUCAUGCUGAAGGCAAGCAAGACAUGUUGGCCGAGCAGAGUGGAAGUCAUGCUGAAGGCAAGCAAGACAUGUUGGCCGAGCAGAGUGGAAGUCAUGCUGAAGGCAAGCAAGACAUGUUGGCCGAGCAGAGUGGAAGUCAUGCUGAAGGCAAGCAAGACAUGUUGGCCGAGCAGAGUGGAAGUCAUGCUGAAGGCAAGCAAGACAUGUUGGCCGAGCAGAGUGGAAGUCAUGCUGAAGGCAAGCAAGACAUGUUGGCCGAGCAGAGUGGAAGUCAUGCUGAAGGCAAGCAAGACAUGUUGGCCGAGCAGAGUGGAAGUCAUGCUGAAGGCAAGCAAGAGCACAAAGAGCAUACCCCAAAGACGUCUUAGAAAUAAAAGCAUCAUCAACAUUAAAUCAUGAUUGAUAAGAAUCAUAUCUAAUCUAUCAACUGAAAGUAGCCUUCAUUGGUUUUCUUCAUUUAUUGAUAGUCAGCAGAGUGUGUUCAGUUCAAUGUACCGUACUUAAGGUAUCUAAGUCUAUAUUGCUGUGUGUGUCCAAGAGAUAUUUGAUGUUUAGUACAACAACAGAGUGUGUUCAGUUCAAUGUACCGUACUUAAGGUAUCUAAGUCUAUAUUGCUGUGUGUGUCCAAGAGAUAUUUGAUGUUUAGUACAAUUACCAUCCAAAUAGUAGUAGUUGCAUUUGGAAUAGAGCUCCAUAUGUUAAGAAAUGCAGAGUUACAACUUUGUUGUCCAGAGUCAGAUGUAAGUGACAUAUUGGAAACAAAUAAAAUGAGUCAUUUCUAAAAA